AAAAUGAGCACGUCAACUCUUGAUCAUUUUAGAAAUGUACUUCUGAAGUUUUUUAGAAUAGAAAUUUAUCAGCAUUCAACAGCUUGGACAGAUGGCAUAAAGGUAUAGAAUUAAGCACUACGGAUGGCAUUGUGUUUCGAUUCUACGAAAAUCGUGGUUCCAUGCCAAUACCAUUUGAUGGAUGUCCGUUCGUGCAAUUGGGAACAGAAGUAAGAGAAUGCCACUACGGUCCUAAUAGGAAGGAAAGAAAGAAAGCUCAGCCGAAUGAUCCCGAACAUGCAUACGCCGGUGGCAAGAGGAAAAUAAUUCAAAACACAAAGAAACACGGCUGUUGCUGCCAGAUUCGAAUGAAAACCAUCUUGCGGUUCCCAGACUAUAAGCUUGAAGGCACAGACACAAGGCGGAAAAGACAGGCUGUCAUAGAUCGGCUAAAAUCAGCUGAAGUCUCUUCUUUGAGAGGCGAAGUGUGUGUUCUUGUUGCCUAUGUUGGAACCCACGAACAUCACGUAAUGGGCGAGGAGGCUGGCUAUGGGCAGCGCCUGGACAAAGAGAUUUUGCAAAAGAUAAAGGAACUUGCAAUGAAGGAGGGCAUAACAAAUGCCACUGAAAUGAAAAGCCACAUAGCAUUGUUUGUGAAGAGCAAGUACAGUCACAUUCCCAAGUCAAACAGAAGAUUUCAUCCAACUAUGCAGGACCUUCGAUUCCACAUAUCUUCUGCUUUGAAAAGCAAUAUACACUGUUAUGAUGAUCAGGGAAAUUUGACUGCUUUAAUUUCUGAAUGGAAGAAGGAAUCUCCUUCAGACAAUUUCCAUUUUCGUCCAAGUGGAAUUUCAUCAGAGGGUGUUCCGCAAACAUUGCUAUUUGUGCAUCAAUCCGAAUUUCAACGAAAAAUGUUAAUGAAGUAUGGGAGCACAGUGGUGAUGGAUAGCACAUACAACACUUCCAAAUACAAUGUAUGUGUCUUUUUUAUGGCUGUGUUGACUGGAACAGGAUACCUCCCAGUAGGGACUUUCCUACUGGAGAAAGAGACAGCGCAUGAGAUAAAAAGUGCGUUGGAGGUCAUCAAGGGCUGGUGUCCAAACUGGAAACCAAGAUCCUUUGUUUGCGAUCUUGAUCAGAGAGAAAUCUCUGCCGUAGAGGAAUGUUUCAAAGAUUGCAUUGUAUUUACAUGCAAGUUCCAUAGAGAGCAGGCAUGGGAUCGUUGGUUGCGAGUUCAUGAAAACAAUGCACUGCAGCACAAGGACGCUAUUUUGAAAAGUCUGCGGAAAAUUGCAGACUCUGACAAUGAAGAUGAAUUGUCUGUCAACAUAGAGUUGCUGAAAUCCUGUGAUUUGUAUAGCAGCAAUGUUAAAUUUAAGAACUGGAUUGAACGUUAUUGGCUGGCGAAUAAGGAGAGGUGGGCCAGGUGCUACAGAAGAAAUAUCAUUGAGCUGACCAUUUCAACCACCAAUGGUGUUGAAAGUAUGAACAAUUUGUUCAAAACUAAAUAUCUGACGAGAUGGGGAAGGAAGAAAAGCUUAUCAACACUGGUGACAGUGAUUGUAAACUCUUUCAUACCAGACUCGGAAAAACAGUUUGUAAGCAAGAAUGUGCUGGCUGGCAGCAGUCACAAACAAUACAACAAAUCGCUACCAGUUUUUCUGAAAGAUAAACCAAAAAAAUUCAUCAAACAUGUGAUGGACCGGUGGGAUAGAGUGGAGGCUACCUCCAUUAAAGAGAAUGGGUGUGAGUUCACUGUAGGUGAAUAUACGGUAAACCUUUCAAACCCAACAUGCUCUUGUCUCGAUUUUAAAGAUCGAAAUUGGCCAUGCAAGCAUAUGCUUGCAAUCAUAAUGCAUUGUCCAAGCCAUACUUGGGAUUCUCUUCCAACACAGUAUACAAAGAGUCCAUGUUUUAACCUUGACAAAGACUGUCAAUCGUUAGACAUCGUGUCUGAAGAAAGAUCUGUUGUUCUUUCAAAUGACAAACUUCGUGACAAAUGUCUCACUGUAUUAAAAGAAGCCACAAAUGCAUUGUAUACAGUGGACAGUGCAGACAUCCUUGAAAGUGUCCAUAAUGAGGUUAUUAAAUUGAAAGGUAUCAUCGAAAAAGGUCAAUACACAGGUGCACUUCGUGAAAAAGAAAGAAGGAAUAAAAGACCUACAAAAAGAGCACGGAUGCAAAUGAAGCAAACAGAACAAAUACACUCUGAACAAUCUGAAAUGGAGGAUGAAAUAGACAGAGUGUUGUUUGACAUCUGGGACCAUCCAGAGACACGUGAACAGAUAUUGAAGGUCGGUUCUUUCACCGUAUGGAACAACUCGUUCCAUUUUCUGAAGACCAUGCUUCCCGAUGAGAUAAUGGAUGCAUUUUUACAUCUGCUGUGUUUGCCUUUGGAUGGCAGUCUCCAUGUAGCAAGUACAGUAUGGACUGCCAUAUUUUUGGGACAAGACCCUGAUAAACACAGGUAUUUAAGCGAGGUGCAGAUACUGGAGUAUGAUCAUCUGGUUGGAGCAGUCAAUGAGGGUGGAUUCCACUGGUCUCUUAUAGUUGUGCAACCGAAAGACAACAAAGUAUUGUACAUAAAUCCGAUGGGGGAGCAGAAUGUUUCCCAGCAACAGAUCCUGCAACACUGGAUUAAAUUUGUGCACAUUCGGCGCUCAUCCAGCAUUGAUAUGGGCGGACCAACACAUUGGAACAUACUCUGCCCACGUCAUGCAAAACAGUCAGAUUCAAUAUCUUGCGGUGUCUACGUUUUAAAGUUAGCAGAAUGCUACCUGCAGAAUCAAUCCUUAGAGUUUGUGCUCAGCAAAACACAACUACUAGAAGAACGGAGACGAAUAGCCAGAAGACUGCUUUCUGAAGGGGGUAAAUAAUUUUAUUUCAAACAAAAACGAAACACUGUAUAUAUUUUAUCAUUUAUACUUAUCAUUUAUCACUUUUCCAUCAUUUUAUCAUUUAUCACUUUUCCACCAAAAUGUUUAAUAUGUUUUCAUUUAAAACCAAAAAAAAGCAAACUAUUAUUAUUAUAACUUACCAGUGUUUUUUAUCCAGAAAAGUUCUUUUUUGCUUUCUUAAGUGAAUUACUUUCCAUUGCUUUUUUACUGGAUUAUGAAAAAAAAUUGUUCAAUAAGGAAAAUGAUAGAAAAUGGCUUUACAAAUGAGAAACAAAUCAUUGCUAUAUGAUUAAAUUUUUAACCAGUUUUUCCGAAGGAAAAAACUGCUUAUUAGAUUGGCGAAUGCGGGCGGGCUGGCUGGCUGGCUGGCUGGCGGGCUGGCUGGCUGGCUGGCGGGCUGGCGGAAUAAGCUUGUCCGGGCCAUAACUAUGUCGUUCAUUGUCAGAUUUUAAAAUCAUUUGACACAUUUGUUCACCAUCAUUGGACGGUGUGUCGCGCGAAAUAAUUACGUCGAUAUCUCCAGGGUCAAGGUCACACUUUGAGUUCAAAGGUCAAAAAUGGCCAUAAAUGAGCUUGUCCGAGCCAUAACUAUGUCGUUCAUCGUCAGAUUUUAAAAUCAUAUGGCACAUUUGUUCACCAUGAUUGGACGGUGUGUCACGCUAAAUAAUUACGUCGAUAUCUCCAAGGUCAAGGUCACACUUUGAGUUCAAAGGUCAAAAAUGGCCAUAAAUGAGCUUGUCCUGGCCAUAACUAUGUCAUUCAUAGUGAGAUUUUAAAAUAAUUUGGCACAUUUGUUCACCAUCAUGGGACGGUGUGUCCCACGAAAGAAUCACGUCAAUAUCUCCAAUGUCAAGGUCGCCACGACUAAAAAUAGAUUUAAAAAAAAAAAAAAACUUACAAAGGGGGUUAAUUUUUUUUGGUCAUAUCAAAAGUUCAGUUUGAGUUUUCUCCCUUUAUCAGAUUUUUUUUUCACAAUGAAAACCUGGUUUUGUGACAAUUUUGUCCCUUGUUAUAAAUAUAUUGCAGUUUUUCAAUUUCAACCGUACCUGAAUAUAUGCAAUGUCAACAAGUUUCGAGUAAAUUUAUCAAAAUUAGAUAUGUCAUCACAUAGAUUAAAUAUCGAGACAGGCAGAUGGGCUAGACCUACACCAAUUCCAUUAGAUCAAAGAAAGUGUACUGUUUGUAAUAAACUCGAAGAUGAGUUUCAUUUUUAUCUUGAAUGUACAAUAUAUACUGAACUGCGAUCAAAAUAUAUUCCAUUGUAUUACAGACAACGACCAAACAUGUACAAAUUUAUCGAGCUAAUAACAUCAAAUAAUUAACUAUUAAUAAGAAAAUUUAGCUGUUAUAUUUAUCACUCUUUUAAGGUUCGAACGCAUAAUACAUAUGUGUCAUCAAUUUGAUUUAUUCUGAAAUGUUUUGUGCGGUAUAUAUCUUGUUGUAACUUUAAUUGCAUUUAGUAUGUACUGCAUAUUAAUUGUUGGGAUAGUACCUCAUAUGUAACGUGUUUUUAUUCACGUGUUUUUUAAUCUGUCUUUGUGUUUUAACGGUCACCUUCAAUGGACUGUCAAAACUGUAUUUGAAUGUAUUUAAUCAAUUGCCAUUAUUAUCUUUUUAAUUAAGGUUAUAUUAUAGUAUCGUUUCUGUUCCUAGAUGUAUUCUACGACAAUAUGGCUGCAUUUUUAGAACUGUUAUUCACUGAUUUACAACUAUUAUGUCACAUUAAAUACUGUACUUGUACCAUCUUUAUUUUCAUAGAGCAUACUACAUGACCUUUUGACCAUCUACAUUUUUGAUUGCGUAGGUGGUUUGUUUAAGGUUUAUGAUAUGCUUGUUUUUAAUAUCAAACGCAACCAGUUAAAACAUUUUGUUUCUCGUGUUUGUUUAACUACAGACACCUUGUCAUAAUGUCAUAAUAUCAGUUUAAUUAAAUAAUAUGUUGUUCUAUGAGCAGAGCCUUUGAGCUGCCAAUAUUUUCGUUUCGCAUAGGUAGCAAGCAAGGGAUAAUUCUUAUGAAAUCGAUACAAGCAUGAAAAAAGCAUAAUUGAUAUUUAGUUUAAUACUGUGUGCUAUCACGUGAAACGAAAUUUGUUACGCUAAGGUUAGUAAAACGUGUUAUUAUUAUGACAAUUGUCAUGUGAAGUGUGAAGACCCAAUAUAUGUACAAUUUGCUUAUUUGAUAUUUUGUUGUCAUAAUUAAGGUCCAUUACAAAUGAUGUAAUACAACCUAUUCAAUUACAUAUAUACUAUCAAUAGUUAUUAAUAUAAUUAUACCUAUAUUUAUGCCCCCCUUCGAAGAAGAGGGGGUAUAUUGCUUUGCUCAUGUCGGUCGUUCUGUCGGUCGGUCCGUCCACCAUGUGGUUUCCGGAUGAUAACUCAAGAACGCUUGGGCCUAGGAUCAUGAAACUUCAUAGAAACAUUGAUCAUGACUCGCAGAUGAACCCUAUUGAUUUUGAGGUCAUUAGGUCAAAGGUCAAGGUCAUGGUGACCCGAAAUAGUAAAAUGGUUUCCGGAUGAGAUCUAAAGAACGCUUAUGCCUAGGAUCAUGAAACUUCAUAGGUACUUUGAUCAUGACUCGCAGAUGACCCCUAUUGAUUUUCAGGUCACUAGGUCAAAGGUCAAGGUGACCCGAAAUAGUAACAUGGUUUCGGGAUGAUAACUGAAGAACGCUUAAGCCUAGGAUCAUGAAACUUGAUAGGUAAAUUGAUCAGGACUUGCAGAUGACCCCUAUAGAUUUUCAGGUCACUAGAUCAAAGGUCAAGGUCACAGUGACAAAAAACAUAUUCACACAAUGGCUGUCAUUACAACGUAGAGCCCAUAUGGGGGGCAUGCAUGUUUUACAAACAGCCCUUGUUAAUUAAACAUGUAUGAAUUGUUGCAAUGCAACAUAUUUUUUUUCUUUUUCUUUUUUGAAAAUUCAUGUAUUAUUUAUGUUGUAAACACUGUAUGCUUACUUAGUCCACUUGGGCUUUUGGCUUUCUGGAUGUGUUGUUUAAUAAACAAUAAACAAUAUGUAAGACAUAUCAAACGUACUGAUAAAUACUAUUGUUUAUAUAGCAUUCAACAUGACUUUUGGACCAUGUAUAUGUUAAUUUCGUAGGUGACCUGUAUAGGGUUUAUACAAUGAUAUUAAAUAUAAAUUAAUAUCAAACGUUGUCUUUUCAGUGCAUUUUGUUGUGUUUGUUUAUUUAGAUAAUUGAACUGAUUUAUAACAUCCAUUUAACAAAGUUCAUUGUUUCCAGAGCCUAUAUUUCUGUUUCGUACAGGUAGACUGUACGGGCCGACGUUUAUGCUAUUAUUACAUGCAUGUGUUUUAAUUGACUUUUAUUUUAGAAGAUCUGUCAACAAGUCUUUUACAAGCCUGUUACUAUCACAAACUGUUCUACUAACCUUAAACAUAUGAUGUAUAUAUAAAUGUACUAGUAACAUACAAAUAUUCAUAAUAAAACCGACUAUGUUAAUUCUGAUUAGUACAAAGUGUUUUUAUUAGUACAUCUUGCUUAUGGAGACCUAAUAAAUGUAAAUUACAGUAUAUUUUGUAUAUUGCAUUAAAUUGAGUUUAUUAGCCUCAUACACUCUGACGCACUUAGGAUAUAUUUAAUUACAUGUAUACUUUCGAUAAUUAUUUAUGUUCUAGUGUAAUGUAUAAUAACUCAUAAUGUAUAAUAAAUCAUGUAUGCACCGUUGUAACCAAACGAUUUUAUUUCUUUUCAUGACUUUAUUUUGUAUAAUCAUAAACUGUGUAUUGUGUAAACACUGUAUCAUGUAUGCUUGAUUUGUCCACUUGGGCUUUUGGCCUUCUGGAUGGAUUGUUUAAUAAACUAUGUUCUAAAAAAUGCAAAGGUUUCGUG
Molecule: messenger RNA, 6727 nt
Organism: Dreissena polymorpha
Lineage: Eukaryota; Metazoa; Mollusca; Bivalvia; Myida; Dreissenidae
Exons: 17
Coding region: 162-2855 (897 amino acids)
Biological process (GO): proteolysis
Molecular function (GO): zinc ion binding; DNA-binding transcription factor activity; cysteine-type peptidase activity
Source: RefSeq, a predicted model, not a curated record